Messenger RNA from Rotaria sp. Silwood1, 888 nucleotides. NCBI's taxonomy places the organism in Eukaryota, Metazoa, Rotifera, Eurotatoria, Philodinida, Philodinidae. The record is from the annotation of a GenBank genome assembly.
AUGAAAGUUAAUGAAGUUUGUCUAAAACUAAUCUAACAAUUACGAAAAGAUAUAUCACGAACAUAUUCAACGGAAUUAGAAGAAAAAGAACGUGCACAUAGCAAAGAAUUAGCUGCUGUUCGUCUACAAUUAGAUCGUGCUCUUGAAUUAACUAAAAUAAAAGAGCGUGAAGCUGAUUUACGUAUUGAAGAUCUUACUAGUGAUCUUAAUAUAAAACAAUCACGUAUUGAUAAUUGUCUACGAGAUUUAAAUGAACUUCAAGAACAGAUUGAACAAUUACGUUAUGAUAUUGAUAUGCGUAGUAAAGAAUUACAACGUGUUCGAAAUGAAGCACAAAAAGAGAUUAAAAAUCGUGAAGAGAAAUUACGUAAUGAAAAUGAAGAAAAAAUUCGUGAUCUUUUACGUACACAUGAAAAUGAAGAAAAAAAAUUAUUAGAUGAAUUUGCUAAAGCACAUGAAUUACUUAAACUACAUAUUUCUGAACUUCAAUCAAAACUUGAUGAAGCUGAUGAACGAUAUCGUAAUCGUGAAUCACGAUCAGAAGAUUUAGAAUUAAUAACUACACUUCAACAAACAAUUUCUUCUUAUCAAGAACAAUUAAAAAAGAUUCAUGAUGAAAAGAAAUAUCUUAAAAUGGAAUUAGUCAAUCGAGAAACAAAUUUUAAUAAAGUUUUUACGAAUGCUCCGUCUUCCAAUGUCGGUGUAAUUAAUCCUUUAGCGUAUAAUACAAAAUUUGUUCCUCGUAAUUCUGAUGUAUCAGGAACAACUCGAAAAUCUCAAUCACCUCGUCCAUCGAAACUUGAACCAUUAGUAACCAAUGGUGAAAUUCCACAUGAUCUGGCAUUAAAUCCGAAUAAACCAUUAUUACCAAAACGUUUUAUUAAAUAA